UAUAAAUGACACUGGGUAUCCAUUGCCGGUUGGGUUAUUUAUAUAGUAAUCGAUACAUAUUUACGCGAUCUAACCCAAAAAACCUGUAUUGUGGAUAUUGUUCACGAAAGCCUACGUGUUAAGAUUUGUUAUUGUCAUCGUCUCACUGCUGGUCCUCGGGAUCGGUUCAGACAUCACUUGCCACUGAUCUAAUCUCAGGGCGCCGUAUUCAUAGAUAUAUUUAACCACUUAAUGUGCAAAGUGACGGAACACAGUAGUAAGGUGAUCCUUCGGUUUGGUGGUUGGCUGAUGGAUGAAGCAGUGUAGUUGAUAGUGGAGGAGCAGCAGUAGGUAAGGGACCAGGAUGGGAAGAGGGGGGGCCUUGAGCUUGCACUCACGAGCGGACGGGGGUCAGCAGUGAGGAUGACCAGCGAGAGGAAAUUUGAGAUCACUACAGCAGCAGUGAAGGAGUGACACCCCCCCCCCCCCCCCCCCAACUGAGUGGUGAUUGACUGGAGGUUUUGCAAAGAGGAACUUGUUGUUAGAGCAGAGGGAGGUUGUACUGAUAAAUAUGAAUAUUGUCGUUUGUCCAGGAACACCAGGAGGGUCCUGCAUUUGAAAAAUUCGCCAGUACCAUUUAAAUGCAUGUUAUUCAUGUGACAAACAUUCCUGGAGAAAACCCCACAUACAGGGGAUAACAUCUAAAAUUAAUCAAAUCUCUCUUUGCUUAUCCAAUAAAGUCUCAUUAACUCUCGAGAAUAUUUUAGGAGAGUCCGGCAUUGGGGCGUUUUGUCAAUUCCAUAUAUGAGAGACGUGGGAGGAAACUGGAGGAAUAUCCAGUGUAUACCCACCGUGCAUAUGAGGGGCAUGUAGCCAAAGCUCCACACAGAUGGAUUGACAAAACCAAUUGCUGUGCUGCCAUCGUUUGGCCAUCUUGCAGCCUGAACCUACAACCAGGGCUUGAUUUUAGCCGCAUCUCUCCGAGUAAUUAUUUUCACCCAUCACACCAAAUCCAUGAUGUCUGGCUGUGGCUACGAGCCUCGUGCUACUAAAUCCAGUCUUCCACAAACCUGCAAUAUAUUCACUGAGAAAUGAAAUCCUGCCAACAACGUCUGUUAUAUCAAGGCUGUCGUAAAUUUAAUUACUAACCAGGCUCACAUUCCAGCAGAUUUGGGAGUUUCACAAAUUCCUAAUUAUUCACAAAACCUAGCUUCCAAAGUUCUGGGUCACAGGCGUAUGGGUUACAGCUACUACCACACCUGACUCUUAUACCUCUUUUGCACUCUGCAGGCACCAGGUUGUUUUUUCACUAUAGAACCCAAGUUGUACCACUGACAUCGCACGCAAUGAACAAGUCGAGUCAUAUCUAGACGAUGCGUUUCGGUGAAUCGUAUUAACCUGGUCCUGCUUGGCCCUGUCAGCUUAUCACGAUUUUGUCAUGGCUCGGCACAGAAAAUAGCCAGUGGAAAUCAACAAAAAAAUCAUACCGUGAUGGCCACAUGCUGGCAUGCUGGUAUAACACAAACGUGCCAAUGGAAAAGGGGGUAUUAGUUUAGAGGGGAAUGUGAGUUUUAGAGGACGAAUGACCUUUGUGUUCCCCGUCCACGGCUUUUCGUGACCAUGUGCGCUGCCCCGAGCGUAUGCACUGCCAGGGUCGGGGAGGGCAUGGCUUCCAAACCGCCUGCCCCCCCGGGGCGGGUGUUGCGAGUGAGUCAGCUGGACGCACUGGAGCUGGAUCGCAUGCUGGAGCAGCUGCUGUGGGAGCAACUGGGUCGCUGCUUCCAGGCGUUCCGCCCGGGCCUGCUGGUGGGCUGGGAGCCCGAGCUGCGAGCCCUGCUGCGCCUGCUGCUGUGGCGCUUCACGCUGUACUCGAGUGAGGCCACCGUCGGCCAGGCCCUGCUCAACAUCCGCUACAGCUACAACCACGGGGGCCGCCACGUGUCCCUGAGCCGCCGGCAGAAGCUGUGGUUCGCGGCGCUCACCGUGGGCGGCGGCUGGGCCAGCGAGCGCUGGCGAGACAUCUACCCGCGCGGGGGGGGCAGCGACGGCGCCUCCGCGCACCACGCCGACGGUGGUGUCGGCGGCGCGAUGGGCGCCGCCGGAGGAGGGCUCGGCUACAGAUUCGUGACCGGCGGCGGUGCCGCCGCGCUCUUCCCCCGGCUGAAGAAGGCGGCGGGGACGGCGCUGGGGCUGCUGGGAGCCACGCAGCUGCUCGCCUACGUGGUGUUCCUCCGCACGGGCACCGGGCUCUCGCUCACCGAGCGCCUGCUCGGCUUGAAUGCCGUGCAGGCCCGGCCGCAGGGUCUGCGGCAGGUCGGCUUCGAGUACAUGAACCGCGAGCUGCUGUGGCACGGCUUCGCCGAGUUCCUGCUCUUCGUGCUGCCAUUGGUCAACGCCGCGCGCCUGCGCUUCUCGCCGACGGCGCACGGCCGCGCCGGUGGCGCCAAGGACCCGGCGGAGGCUGCCACAGUGUGCGUAGCGUGCGGCGAGUGGCCCUGCCUCCCGCACACGGCCGGCGGCUGCGCCCACGUCUUCUGCUACCACUGCCUGGCCAGCCGGCAGGCGGCCAGCGCCGACCUCGCGUGCCCGCGGUGCGGCUCGCCGGCCCGCCGCAUGCUGCCGCUCAGAGUCGCGGUGCCGGAGCGGGGCCGAGUGGAGGGCGAGACGGCCGAGAGUUUUGGAUGAUAAAUGAUUAAAUAACGAUUACAAAAAGGAACAAAGUCCGUUCGUCAAGUGCGGUAGCGUGCGCCGCGACAGCGCGUAGCAGCAUCGCCACGCUCCGUCAUCAAAACCGAGAGGUCGCAGCUGACAAAAUACCGCCAAUUAAGCGCCCUUCCUUGGGGUCCCUCCUGCCAUAGCAUCUUGACAAAGGCAACUUAACGAUGGGAAGAAACGAAACGGAUCGCCCACGUGUGAGCGGGGUUCAGGUGCGCCCCGUGUGUUUAUCGGAAAAUGGUGCAGAAUGGGCAUCAUACAUUGCAUCGAUUACAAUUGAUUAUCAAUUAUAUCAAUAUAUGCAGUGAAUUGUGCUUGUAAGAUUUGAUUAUUCACAAUUUAUAAAAAAAUAUAUAUUUGCUACGGUUACAUUUAUGCCAAUGAUCCGAACAAAACUCGCGACAGAAAAAAAACCAAGAUACAAUAAAACGAGACAAAAAAUGCAUAGAUUUUUGAGUUGCAUCGCAAUCUUCAAUCGUGAUGAUUUGUAAAAUCGCCAGUGCAGUGUGGAUAGUUAAAUGGGUGUCAUGCAGUGGGGGGGGGGGGGCAUUGGCUCUGGUGCCAGAAAUGAAAUGGACCCCCCCGUUUCCCCACUCCAAUCUCGUCCCAUUCCGUAUCCCGGCACCUAGGUCGCUCCGGGGCCCCCAUGGACCCCGGCGUAAUUGUCCUGCGUGCCUACUCAGGAGCCACUACUCUCCUCACUGAAGGUUACUAUUCAGUUAAUGGAGCGAACAAAACUGUGCAAACAAGAAAGAGAAAACCUAUUUAAUCCUGAAUCGUAUUGUGAUUCCGAACGGCCACAUGCCGAGUACGGGGCGCUUCUGACCACUCACCAGUCGACCGAGGCGACGCGCAGAGCGCUUGCCUUGUGACAUUGUGGACCAUCGUCGUGGAAUUAACGUUAAUCCCCUUUUAUUUUCUCUGCUCGCGAAUGCUCGGAUGGUCUCCUAGAGACACCGCACACUCGGCUCGUGUUUGUACAAACGCAUGCGUGGUGUUUGGCCAAACCGUGUGUGUGUCUACGAUCGCACGUCCACGUGGGAUUCGGUGUGUUGGAUCUGCUUUGUGGAUUGAAUCUCUCUGUGUGGCAGAGCUUCAAUGUUACCCCGCGUACUUUUAGUUUUCAGGACCCUUCUGAAAGAGAGUACCGAGGCUCGGGUCGAGCUUUUCCUUGGUGCAUGUGCAUCACCACUGCUGGAUGAGGGCCUCGCCACGCAGGCCAUGGCAGUUAUUUCACCCAGUUCGGGUCGGUGAAGGUGGCGACCGUAAACGUGGGAGCAUACAAGUACAGUCCAACAACGAAGUAGCUCCAUAGCUGCCUAUGACAACUUGUUUGUGCAUGGUUAUCACUCGUCGAGUGAUUUGGUCGUAGGCUGAGGAAAGGAAAGAGAAAGUAUUAUUGUGAACAUUACUGCCUUGCUAACACUCAGCAGCAGAGGGUGCUGUGGGUGUAUGUGCCGGUGCCUGUAUUGUGCAGUAUGCUGUGCCACCUGGGUCUAGUGGAAAUGCAAGAUGGAAGUCUCGCACUGAACUUCAUUAAAUCUAUAUUUGGAGAAGCUGUUAAAAAUGUAAUUAGCAGAAAAUGUGUACAAUUUCAUCUGAAUUAAGACCUACUUAGGAGGUGUUAAUUUAGUUAAAGAAUUUAAAUAUCAACAAUAUUGCACCGUGUUAGUUUCAGGGCUGCGUUACUGGAUCAUGAUAUAUCUGUUUUUAAAAGCUUGAAAUAAUUUUUUUCUCAAUGCACUUUUUUGGUAAAUCUUAUUUUUCGUUUCAGAGGAAGUUUGCACGGAGGUGAUGAUUAACAUGUGAUGUUUAAAUGACAUAAACUUAAACAAAUCUAAAAUUACUGAAAAAUAAAAAACGAAUUUACAGCUCAUUACAUUUUUAUCUAAA
This is a messenger RNA of Petromyzon marinus (sea lamprey), 4587 nucleotides long. It is a transcript of the gene PEX2, whose product is annotated as peroxisomal biogenesis factor 2. Gene Ontology annotation, cellular component: Cdc73/Paf1 complex; peroxisomal membrane. The record is from RefSeq and is a predicted model, not a curated record. Gene Ontology annotation, molecular function: zinc ion binding. NCBI's taxonomy places the organism in Eukaryota, Metazoa, Chordata, Hyperoartia, Petromyzontiformes, Petromyzontidae. Gene Ontology annotation, biological process: fatty acid beta-oxidation; very long-chain fatty acid metabolic process; protein import into peroxisome matrix.